This is a messenger RNA of Brassica napus (rape), 4096 nucleotides long. RefSeq names its product pollen receptor-like kinase 3. Lineage: Eukaryota; Viridiplantae; Streptophyta; Magnoliopsida; Brassicales; Brassicaceae. The transcript has 2 exons. The coding region runs from base 857 to 2740 and encodes 627 amino acids. Gene Ontology annotation, biological process: protein phosphorylation. The record is from RefSeq and is a predicted model, not a curated record. Gene Ontology annotation, molecular function: ATP binding; protein binding; protein kinase activity.
UAGUGUUAGAGAAAAAAGAAAAAAAAAAGCACUAGUGAUUCUCCAACAAGAGUUGAGUAUUGCAAGUUUGCAACACUUUCACUUGAAUUCACCAUAGUGUUUUGAAUUUACGUCAGUAGGUUCUUGUAUAUUUAGUGUUUAGGUAGGGUAAUUUUAUUUAAAAUUUUCCAUAAAAUCUUUAUAAAAUCGCACCGAACUUCCUAUAAAUUAUAAGCAAGAGAAUCAUGAUGUCACCGUAUGAAAUCAGAACCAGAUUUUCGGGCUCGAGCUGUGAAAGUAUCUCCACGCUUUUAUCUAACAGCUUGAAGUGCUCAUACGGAAAUACUUAAAUUGUGGCACUUUAUAACUCAAAAUGGUUAUUAAAAAUUCAUAUAUAAACUGAUUCACAUAUGAAAAUUCGUAGAUGUUUGACAAAAAAAAAAAAUCAUGUAUAAACUGACUGAUGAUGCACAAAAAAUUAAAAAAGACACCCGAGAAUUGUGCUGGGACGAAUGUUAAAACCUUUAGAAACCCAUGGUCGUAAGAAAUUCUCCAAGAAAGUCUCCGGGAUCUUAAAUUCCUUUUAAUCAAAAAUGAAGAACCAUCUUUAAUUUAGAAAAUUAUUAAAAAGCUAUUUUUGGUAAGGAGAAGGUUAAACUUUGCUCGCUAACUCCCCUAAGACAAGAAAAAAAUGUCUCCCUUUUUUUAUGAACCCUCAAAAACAAUGUCUAACGUUUUGAACAAUAAACAAAAUCCAAGCAAAACAACAUUCAUAGACGAAGAGGCAACACCAUACAUCAUCUUUGUGAUAAACUUCUUCAAAAAGAGCAAAACCACAACAACAAAGAACAGCAGCUCCUUUUCUUCUCUUUAACCCAUGACUGCUGUUCUAUAUCUUUGCCUCCUCUGUUUCUCCUUCACCCCGUCUCUGCAACACGUCAGCGAGUCUGAGCCGCUCAUGCGGUUCAAAACCUCGGUGAAUAUAACCAAAGGGGACCUGAAUUCAUGGAGAACUGGAACCGAUCCUUGCAAUGGCAAAUGGUUUGGGAUCUACUGCCAAAGGGGUCAAACAGUCUCCGGUAUUCACGUUACCAAGCUCGGUCUCUCUGGGAUCAUCCAUGUCGAGGAUCUAAAGGAUCUCCCAAACCUAAGGACAAUCAGGCUUGACAAUAAUCUUCUUUCGGGCCCACUCCCUCCUUUCUUCAAGCUCCAUGGCCUGAGAUCGCUCUUGCUGUCAAACAAUAGCUUUUCUGGAGAGAUCGCUGAUGAUUUCUUCAAGGAUAUGCUACAACUUAAGCGCAUAUUUUUAGAUCAGAACGAUUUCACUGGGAAAAUUCCCACAUCCUUGAUGCAACUCACAGGCCUCGAGGAGCUUCACUUGCAAGGCAACCAGUUCUCUGGUGAGAUACCUUUGCUUACAGAUGGUAACAAGAAUCUUAAAUUAAUCGACCUCUCCAACAAUAACCUGGAGGGAGAGAUCCCAAAGAGCAUAGCAGAAAGAAAUAUUGUGAAGAUGAACUUUCAAGGCAACCAGAAGCUUUGUGGACAGCCGCUGAAUAUCAUGUGCGAUGAUAAACCACCAGCGUUAGGAAAAAACCCUAACGAAGUCACCGGGAAAGCCGUCUUUAUGGUCAUUCUUUUUCUUUUGAUAUUCUUGAUCCUGGUGGCAAUUAUAACAAGAUGGAAGAAGAAGAGGCAGCCCGAGUUCAGGAUGCUCAGCAAGGACCACCUAAGUGACACUGAAAGCGUGGAAGUACGCAUGCCAGACUCCGUAAAAAAGCCUGUUGAGGCGAGCAAGAAGCGAAGUAACGCGGACGGAUCCUCUAAAAAAGGUUCAACGCAUCAUGGGAAAGGUGGAGGAGGAGGCGGCAUGGGAGACAUUAUAAUGGUAAACAGCGAGAAAUGCUCAUUUGGUUUACCCGAUCUCAUGAAGGCUGCGGCCGAGGUGCUAGGCAACGGUAGCCUAGGGUCGGCCUAUAAGGCCGUCAUGGCCAACGGAUUAUCCGUGGUUGUAAAGCGGAUCAGGGAUAUGAACAAGCUGUCACGUGAUGCGUUCCAUGUUGAGCUACAACGUUUUGGGAAACUACGACAUCCUAACGUUCUUACCCCUUUAGCUUAUCAUUACCGUCGUGAAGAAAAGCUUGUAGUCUCGGAAUACAUGCCGAAAAGCAGUCUACUCUACGUUUUGCACGGAGAUCGAGGGACUUUUCAUUCCGAGCUAACUUGGUCAACAAGGUUGAAGAUUAUACAAGGAGUCGCACUAGGGAUGCAAUUUUUGCAUGAAGAGUUUGCGUCCUACGAACUUCCCCAUGGAAAUCUAAAGUCCAGUAACGUUCUAUUAAGUGAAACCUAUGAGCCACUGGUCAGUGAUUACGCAUUCCUCCCACUUCUUCAGCCUGACAACGCCUCGCAGGCGUUAUUCGCUUUUAAAUCCCCGGAAUUUGCUCAAAACCAGCAGGUUUCACCAAAAUCUGAUGUAUAUUGCCUCGGAGUAAUCCUUUUAGAGAUCAUGACGGGAAAGUUCCCUUCGCAGUACCUAAACAACGGCAAAGGUGGCACAGAUAUCAUUGAAUGGGUGCAAUCUUCGGUGGCGCAGCAUAAAGAAGAAGAGCUUAUUGAUCCAGAGAUAUCGAGUAAUACUGAUUCGUUGCAACAAAUGGUAGAAUUGCUGCGGAUAGGCGCUGUGUGUAUUGCAAGUAAUCCAGAUGACAGGGAAAACAUGAAAGAAAUUGUUACAAGGAUAGAACGAAUAACGAUUUGACGAGAUUUUAAAGAGAAAGUAAAAAGCCCUCGGAAUCUUUAGAUAAACAAACAUAAGAGGAAAGGUAUGUUAUAUAAAUAGGAAUGAAGAUACUUUUAUUCUUAAUGACAAAAAUCAUAUUUAUCUGUUCAUUAGGAAGAGGCCAAGAGAAUACCACCUUUUUCUUCCUUUUUUUGUUUCAUAGAACUUUUUCCCCCUUUUUUUGUUAGGAGACUAAAAUCGUAUUAGUCGUUUAUUUUUGCUUUAUUUUUCAAGGAACAUUGUUGUUUAUAAAUCCAUGUUUUGUGUUUAUACAAUGAAUUUUUACCAGUACCUGUCUAAUAUUUUUGAAUCUAUACACAUUUUAAAAGACGAUUUAUAAAUUUGACCUACUAAUAAAUAAUUGUAAUAUACGAGAAAAUCACAAUUAAUUUUUUUUAAUAUCACGUAAGUUGUUUAUAAAUAAAACAAAAAGUGUAAUAACUUUUUUUACUAUUAAAUUAUGGUUGUUUUUGUACAUAUAUAUUGGAGAAUAAUAAACCAAGAAGUCACUACUCCUGCUACUUCGACCUUCAUUUUUUCUAGAAAAAUCUCAGCUUCAGGUCCGGGUCCAUCAAUGCUUCUAGGUAAUAUAGAGAACUUCUGCUAAAAGGGAUUUUUUUUUCAUAUUUCAGGAUAUAGAAGGAUUUAGCCUAAUUUCAUACUACGACAGUCUAUGUAAAAAUAAAUCGUCUGUUAGAAUUUGUUAGGACAUCCUAGCGAAUUCCUGACGGUUUUCUUUUUCCCUACGACAUAGCCCGACGGAUGGCUCCGUCAGAAAUCUGUCGCAAAUGAGCAUUUUUGACAGGUUCCUGACGGAUUUUUAUCCCGGAAUUCACUUGUUUUUUGGUGGUAAGAUUUUGAUCAGAAUAGUUCAUCAUUUUGAUAAAAAUAUAUAAAUUGAUGUUUAAUAGUAGCUUACAAAGUAACAAAUUACAAUAAUUAAAGAAUUCGUAUACAGGUUAAAUUAAUAUCAUAUCAAAAUAAUACAAUUAGAUAUUUUAUGAACAUACUUUGUUACCAAAAAAAAAUUGAUGUUAAAAUACAUAGCUCAAAAGAUUAUUAUUUUUGGGUGGUGUUUGCUUGAUUGCACAUAUGAUAUACUAUGAAUUUUAUCCAAUUUUAGCUAUGGUAUAUAGGUGUUUUAGGAACUAUUUAUUAUGUAUUGGAGUCUUUUUAGCACAUUUACAGGUUAAGGAGUGUUUUGGAGAAUAAUGAUGAUUUUGAUGCAUUUUAGAGAUAAAAUGAGAAGAACCUCGUAGCUGACCAUUGAACAUGUCUGAUGGUCGACGAACAGAGACCAACAUCGACUGACGCACACCCUGUGCCGUUGAUGUU